AUGGCUUGCCGCUUUGACGUCGACGGCAACUACAUUGGCGCGCCGCCACCGACGCCGGCGCCAGGGACGCUACCGUCGGUCGAAGACCUUCUGUGUACACCGUCGUACUGCAUCGCCAAGUACGCGCGCCUCGUGCACGAAGCGCGGGUGCUUCUCGCGGUCGCGGACGCCGGCACGGCGCUGGACGUGCUCUUUGGAUACACCACGGAGCAGGUCGCCGACUACAAGCGCUGCUACGCAUUAGCACAGGCCGCGAAAGGACGCAUUGCCGACACGUUUUGUGUGCCCGAGUACGUCAUGCGGGUGACGGCCAUCGACAAAGUCGAGGCGAACCUGCGAUUGCUGGAUGCGCGGGUCCGCGCCGAGCUCGCAACGCUCGACGCGCUGCGCGAGAAGCUGCAGGCACUCGCCGAUAUGAACCACAACGUCGCGCAGCAACUCGAGAUUGCGGGUGCGCACAGCCUUGCAGACGCCAAGGGCCACUUGGCGACGAUCGAGACCAUUCUCUUGGAGCGCGUCGAGAUGUUGGUGAAUGGCAAGAUCCCGCUCGUGCACUUCUUUGGAGAUGCGUGCUGGCCAGCGUACGCCACGGGUCUCGCGCCACGUUCGACCCAAGAGAGCCAAAUGCACGAGAGCAGCGACGUAGCAGAGACAGAGUUCCACACCAAGGCGCCCGACCACCUCCCGUCGUCGUCUCUGUCAUCGAUCUCGAGCAUGACGCCAAACGCUCCGCACGACGAAGACACUAGCAGCGGCUCGAUGACGGUCAUGUCCGCCUCGGAAAGCCUGUAG
Molecule: messenger RNA, 792 nt
Organism: Saprolegnia diclina VS20
Lineage: Eukaryota; Oomycota; Saprolegniomycetes; Saprolegniales; Saprolegniaceae
Exons: 3
Coding region: 1-792 (263 amino acids)
Source: RefSeq, a predicted model, not a curated record